Messenger RNA from Trypanosoma brucei brucei TREU927, 552 nucleotides. RefSeq names its product small GTP-binding protein, putative. NCBI's taxonomy places the organism in Eukaryota, Euglenozoa, Kinetoplastea, Trypanosomatida, Trypanosomatidae. The transcript has a single exon. Gene Ontology annotation, molecular function: GTP binding; GTPase activity. Gene Ontology annotation, biological process: intraciliary transport. The coding region runs from base 1 to 552 and encodes 183 amino acids. The record is from RefSeq and is a predicted model, not a curated record. Gene Ontology annotation, cellular component: Golgi apparatus; endosome.
AUGGUAAACUUGCGUCUUCAGGUGGCCGUAGUUGGCGCACCAACGGUCGGGAAAACUGCAUUUGUGCAAAUGCUUCACAGCAACGGCACAACAUUUCCUAAGAAUUACCUCAUGACGUUGGGUUGCGACUUUAUUGUAAAGGAGGUUCCUGUUGAUGAUGAUAAUACGGUGGAAAUGAUAAUAUUUGAUGUGUCAGGCCAGCGCGAGUAUGAACCUAUGGUUUCUUCGUACCUACAAAACACUGCAGUGUUCAUAGUCAUGUACGAUGUUUCCAAUAAAGUUACAUUUGAGGCCUGCGCACGUUGGGUGAAUCAGGUGAGGACGAACAGUAAAGAGAGUGUUGGAAUUCUCAUUGCAAAUAAAUCCGACCUCAGUGAUAAGGCUGAAGUGACGGACCGGCAGGGGAAAGAUCUCGCAAAUGCAAAUAAGAUGAAGUUCUACAAAAUAUCCACUUUGCGAGGUGUUGGCAUCACUGAGCCCAUUGAUGAGAUUGCGCGGCAUUACGUUGACGCAUAUCAAAAACGUAUUGAACAACUCACCCAAAUGAGGUAA